Molecule: messenger RNA, 3888 nt
Organism: Cornus florida
Lineage: Eukaryota; Viridiplantae; Streptophyta; Magnoliopsida; Cornales; Cornaceae
Product: cuscuta receptor 1-like
Exons: 5
Coding region: 1340-3655 (771 amino acids)
Molecular function (GO): protein binding
Source: RefSeq, a predicted model, not a curated record
ACAACACCUACUUUAUUGGUCUAUAUAUAAUCUCAAAUCUCGUUUAUAAGAACCACCAGUAGUAGUACAAGAAGCUUGGGGUCAUAGAAGGUAGUGUAAGGUGAGAGAGAACCAUUAUUAGAUACUACUUGUUUAUAUAUAUAUGGAGAUGGAUCGGUUGUUGUGGAUGCUUUGGUUGCUUAGAGUCAGAGAGGAUGGCUCUCUUGCAAAUCAAAGCCUCCAUCAACUAUCCAAAUGGAAUGUCUCCUCUGACAUCUUGGGAAUCAAAUGAUAAACACAGCAACUGUUGUGAUUGGGAGGGUCAUCCAACUUCUACUCAAUGCCACAUAUUAGCGUGACGAUGAUGGCAUAACCCGUUAUAUGAAUUUCUCAUUGUUUCUUUCCUUCAGAGAACUCGUAUAUCUAGAUUUGAAUGGUAUUGGACUAGCCGGUUGGGUUGAGCACGAAGGUUUUGAAAGAUUAUCUGAGUUAGGGAAGUUAGAGGUGCUUAUAUUGGAUCAAAAUUUAUUUAAUAAUAGCAUCCUAUCAUCUCUUGGUGCACUUUCAUCACUCAAAACUCUAUCCCUAGCCUACAACAAGUUGAAUGGAUCAAUUGACACCCAAGCUUUUCUUAACAUGAGCAAUUUGGUGGAGCUGGACUUGAGUGGCAACCAGAUAAAUAGUUUUACGGGAAAUGAAGGCUUGAAGAGCUUAAGCAAGUUGAAAAUCCUACGCUUGCAGCAGAACAGUUUUAAAAAUGUUAGUAUUCUACAAUCAUUGGGUGCUCUAUCCUCACUAAUGGUGUUAGAUCUGUGGUACAAUGAAUUGAGAGGAUUGGUUACCUAAAAAGGUAAGAUAUCAUUGAGAUGCCUCUGAAUUCAAUUUGAAAUAGCAUUUAUUCAAAUUUUUGUUAUUAUUAUUUUUUAAAUGUCAGCUCAAGCACUAAAUAGGAGUAUAAAUUUACCCUUUUGCUAAGAUGAACAGAUCAUGUUUUUAAGCUGUGAAGCGUAGGUUUUUACGUACUCUAUUAGAAUAGUUUUAAAACCUAAAAUCUAUUUAAUUGGUAAUUUAAUUUUACGUAUUAUAUAAAAAAUAAAAAAAAAUACAACUCAGGACCACUAGCCACAUAUCUUUUCUAUCUUGUUCUUUUGAUCCUUGGUUUGAAGAGGUAGGUCAUGAAUCACGAUACAUUGAUUUCCCACGAUUAAGCCGGGAAUUUUCUUGUCACGAUCUUAAUAUCUUUGUACAAAAUAAUUUUGUUUUCUAACUGUUUUUAGAUUUGGAAGGAUUGAGCAACUUGGAGGAAUUGUAUUUGGAUAGUUCAUCUAUUGAUGUGAGCUUUUUUCAUAAUGCUGGAGUGAUGACUUCUCUCAGAGUGUUAUCAUUGUCAUACAUUCAUUUCAACUACAGACUACCAAACCAAGGUUGGUGUGAGCUUUUUAAGCUUGAAGUGUUGGAUCUAGGUGGUAAUGAAUUAAGUUUACUUCCUUCAUGCACGAGGAACUUGACAUCACUCCGCUUAUUAGACCUCUCAUUCAAUAACUUCACUGGAAGUAUUGACACCUCUCCACUUACCAGUCUCACAUCACUCGAAUAUUUAUUCUUUCCACACAAUGAUUUUGUGAUCCCAAUCUCGUUUGCCUCAUUUUUUAACCAUUCAAAGCUUAAGGUUAUCUCAGGUGAUGGGAACAGAUUAAGUACCCACCCAAUGGUGUUUCCCUCGUCAACUCCAAGGUUCCAACUCCAAAUUUUCAGUUUGUCAAACUGCAAUGUCAAUGAAACUCUUUUCCAUUUUCUCUACCAUCAGCAUGACCUCAGAGUAGUUGACCUAUCACAUAACAAUCUGACGGGUGGGACAUUUUUUCUCUCUUGGUUGUUAACCAACAAUACACAUUUAAAAUAUCUUAAUCUAAGAAGUAACUCCUUCUCAGGGCCUUUACCCUCUCUUUCUCAUCAUCCUUGCAACAACAUUACACAGUCGAUUGAUAUCUCUAACAAUCAACUUCAAGGUCAACUGCCAACAAAUAUAGGUUCCAUCUUUCCGAAUUUAAAGUAUUUAAACUUGUCUAUCAACCAAUUGGAAGCUAACAUUCCUGCUUCUUUGGGUGAUCUACAACUUUUGGAGACUUUAGACCUGUCUAACAAUAAUUUGUCAGGACAAAUACCGGAACAUUUGGCAAUUGGUUGCUCCUCUUUAAUGUUCCUCAAACUAUCCAAUAAUAUUUUGGAUGGCCUGAUAGGUUCCCAACUUCUGAACCUAACAAGUUUGUUCUAUUUAUAUUUGGACAAUAACCGUUUUGAAGGAAAGAUUCCAGAUACCUUGUCUACCACAUCUUCUUUGAGGGCAUUGGAUAUUAGCAAUAACAACUUGUCUGGUAAUCUUCCAAUCUGGAUUGGGAGUAUACCUUACUUACUUGUACUUGUCAUGUCCAAUAAUCUUUUCCAAGGUCCAAUUCCAGUAGAGUUCUGCAAACCUGAUUUCCUUUCCUUUUUAGACCUUUCUAAUAAUAAUUUGUCUGGACCUAUACCAUCUUCCUUCAACUCAUCACAAAUACAAUAUGUACAUCUGAAUCACAACAAGCUAACGGGCCCAUUGACACAUGCAUUUUACAACUGUUCUUCUUUGGUAACGUUAGAUCUUAGACACAAUAACCUAACUGGUAACAUUCCAAGUUGGAUUGGCAAACUUUCCUCAUUGAGCAUUCUUCUCCUCAAAUCUAAUAGUUUCGAGGGUGAAAUUCCUGUACAAUUGUGCCACUUGGAAGGGUUAACUAUACUGGAUCUUUCUCAAAACCAUCUUUUCGGUACCAUACCUCAUUGCUUUAGUGACAUACCUUUCAAGGCAAUGGAUACAAAAUCCUUAAGGCCAGAUGCAUUUUAUAAUUCGGAUUGGAAAGAAGAUUUUUGGUCUUACAUGGUGGGGACAGGAUUAUCUGCGAAGAAUGUUUUAUUUUUAGCUUCUUUUACUGGGGAGACGGAAUAUUACCCGAGUAUAGUUGCGACGCGUCAAGCAGUGGACUUCACCACAAAGAGUAGAUUGUAUGCAUACAGCGGCAAUAUACUGGACUACAUGUCAGGAGUCGAUCUCUCUUGCAACCUCCUGACAGGGGAAAUCCCACCAGAUAUCGGAAUGCUAAGUGAGAUCCGUGCACUAAACCUGUCGCAUAACAAUCUCAUUGGUUCAAUUCCAGCAACUUUCUCAAUGUUAAAGCAAGUGGAGAGUUUGGAUCUUUCCUACAACAACUUGAAUGGAACAAUCCCCUCUCAACUCACUGAGUUGAACUCUUUGGAAGUCUUCAGUGUGUCACACAACAACUUAUCAGGUACGACUCCGGAACGGAAAGAUCAGUUUGUGACCUUUGAAGAAAGCAGUUAUGAGGGAAAUCCUCUUCUUUGUGGACCUCCAUUACUUAACAGUUGCACUAAAACUGGAUCCUCAUCAACAUUGCCUCAUCACUCUUCAGAAGAGGAAGGUUUCAUGGAUAUGGGGGUUUUCUAUGUGACUUUUACCGUCUCUUUCAUAAUUGCGUUCUUAGGAGUUGUUGCAGUUCUGUGCAUAAAUCCUUAUUGGAGACAAGCAUGGUUUCGUAUCGUUGAAGCUUAUGGGACCUCUUGCUAUUAUUUUGUUCUUGACUGCUUUCUCAAGCAGUUCAACAGAAUAGCCAGAGGUGUUUAGAUCUUUUAUGUAACUUCAUGGCUGUGUGUGUGUGUACAUAUAUAUAUAUAUAGGCCUAUUUAAGGAUUGUCUGUUUUUGUAAUGUAUAAUGAUGAUUAUAUAUAUAUGACAAAUAAUUUGUGCUCUCUCUCUCUCUCUCUCUCUGGGGUGUGUGUUAGUAUGAGAGGGAGAGGAGGAGGGGAAAGGAAAGGAUGAAUCAUGUAGCCAAAUAACCAGCAGGACCUACGUGAAAA